CUUCUUCUCUCUUUCCUUCAAAGUGGCGGUAAAAGGCUGCGGCAGCGCCACCUGCUGGAGCGGAGGAGACCGCCCCUGUGGAACCAGAGCAACACUGUGUUUACGUGUAACGGGAUCUACGGUGGCCGUCUGAGGUCAGAGCGCGUGUCCGCGCAGGGGCUGCGCUAGUAAUGGAGGGGGUCACAGUCGGCCAGGUAUUUGACGCGGAAUGUAUCCUCAGCAAACGGCCCAGGAAGGGGAAGUUUGAAUAUCUGGUGAAGUGGAGGGGGUGGUCGUCCAAACACAACAGUUGGGAACCAGAGGACAACAUCUUGGACCCGAGGUUACUGGCAGCGUUUCACAAAAGAGAACAAGAGCGGGAGCUUCUGUUCCAGAAGAAAGGGAAGAGGCCGAGAGGUCGGCCCCGGAAGGUUCUGCCUGCGCCAACCACGACGAAGGACAGCCGCUCCUCGUCCUCCUCAUCCUCCGCCCUCUCAUCGUCAACCUCCUCCUCCUCAGAAGAUGAAGAUGAAGAUCAGACAAAGAAGGCGAAGCCCGGCCCACGUGUCCACCCGGUCCCCCAGAAGAGGCCCCAGGUCCUGCUUGUCAAACCCACCUCCCCCGUCAAAAAGAAGCGUGGGAGGAAACCGCUCCACCCUGACGUGAGGGCGUUACGACAGGCGAAGAGCAGACCUCCUCCUCCUCCUCCACCUGCUCCUUCUCCUCCUCCUCCUCCUUCUCCCCCACCGACUCCUCCUCCACGCCACCACCAGGUGCUCAGGCCGUCCAGAGACGAGCCUCGGCCUGGCGUGAAGAAGCCGCUGCAGCCGGCGAGCUUCACCUACACCGGCCUGAGCAGGAGCUCCAGAGACGGCUCUGGCUCCGCCUCCUCCGCCAGCGCCUUCUCUCAGAGCGCCGCCGCCGCCAAACCCGGAACACUCGGCUGCAUCUGGACCAGCCGCCCGCUGUCCUCCUCCGCUCCGUCCUCCUCCCACCACAAAGCCACUCCGUCCCCACAGAGGAAGAACUCCGUGUCCGAGCUGAAGCGCUCCACGUCCGACUCGGGCGGCGGCUGCAAAGUGAAGCAGAGCUCAGCAUCCAUCAGCCUGCACAGCAGCUUCAGUGGCAGCCAGCGGAGGCAGGAGGUCAGAGGUCAGGCCAUGUUGCUUCAACACAAACUGCAGAGUGUUUCCAAACAGUCAUCACUGUCCACACCUCGAGACCGAGCCAAUCAGGCGCUGAGCCUCCGAGCCCUCAACCUGCAGAGCGUCAGCAAAGCCCCGGGCGCCGCCGGGUUCCAGAGCAGCAGCACGGGGGGGGCUGCAGCGUCGCGCUCCAGCUUGAGGAGCGGCAGCAUCGUGAUUCAAAGAGGAGCGGCGCGUAUGAAGGAGACUCGAGCGUCAGGGCAGCGCUCCGGUCCGACUGCGGGUGGCGCUGCCGAGCAGGGCAGGGGGAAGGACCUGCUGGCAGGAGGCAGCCAGAGGCAGGAGGAGCGGAAACACGGGGGGGGCUCUCAGAGCCGCAGCCUGAACGAGCUCAGCACCGGAGACUCGGACGAGACCAGCAGCAGCGAAUCAGAGCACGGCGCCUCGCUGUACCCCAGCAACAGCCGGCCCAGCCUCGGCAACAACGCCACGGAAUCGGACACGGAAACCGACUGGCGGCCGACCCGGGACCUCCUGGAGCACGUGUUCGUCACUGACGUCACAGCCAACUUCCUCACGGUGACGGUGAAGGAGUCUCCCACCAGCGUGGGAUUCUUCACUCCACCAAACCACUGAGACCACUGCAGAGCUCAGCUGGAGCCGGCGCUCUCCCAGUGCAGCUCCCCGGCUCCACGCCGCUCGCCUUCAGCUCCUCACGCUCAACACACUUUGACUCUUCACGCACAAAACGUUUGAGAAGAGCGACAGGACGGUUUCAUCAGGUGACUUCCGAUCGCACGAAUCUCCUGUGGUCACAUGUCGUAGGAACUCUGAUGUUUAGACGCUGCCUUCACCUGACGCUAGAUUCAGUCUGUGGAGAAGAAGACGUCUCCAGAGUCUGGUCAACCAUUUAACAGCAGAGUCGAACCCCUCCAGUGUUGGGCGGGGUUUGAACCUACUGAUGGAUGUAGGACGCCACCUCUCCAGUGCCUCCGGCUCCACUGCUCAUGUGGCUUUGUUCUCCAGAGCAGCAAGUUUUGAAAAAAUAUUAAAAAAAGAAAAAAAACGUCCGUCUGUGAUCCGUGAACUUUUAAACAUGAACAAUCCCACGGGGGUUUUUAAAUUGUCUUUUUGUUUAAUGGACCAAAGGUGCUUGGAAUGUGAACGCUCCUGUUUGUUGCUUCCUGAUUGUUCCCUGAGCGACGCACAGCCGGUUCCUCGCCAGCGUCUCAGAACAGACGCUCCUGCAUCCACACAUUUCUCACUUUUAUACAGUUUAAUACGUUCGUGGCUAUCGUCAGUGUCUUUCACAGGUGAAAUAUGUGUUAAUUUAUAUUGUAAAUAUGACUUGUUUUUUCAUGUUGAUCUUUAUCUGGUGCUCAUGUUGGUUUCUUAGCUUCAGACACGUGUAGCCUCUGAAAUAAACCAGAACAACCUGA
Messenger RNA from Platichthys flesus (European flounder), 2563 nucleotides. RefSeq names its product chromobox protein homolog 2-like. Lineage: Eukaryota; Metazoa; Chordata; Actinopteri; Pleuronectiformes; Pleuronectidae. The transcript has 6 exons. The record is from RefSeq and is a predicted model, not a curated record. Gene Ontology annotation, cellular component: PRC1 complex; heterochromatin. Bases 171 to 1760 code for a protein of 529 amino acids. Gene Ontology annotation, biological process: negative regulation of transcription by RNA polymerase II.